Molecule: messenger RNA, 2239 nt
Organism: Fundulus heteroclitus (mummichog)
Lineage: Eukaryota; Metazoa; Chordata; Actinopteri; Cyprinodontiformes; Fundulidae
Gene: lamp3
Product: lysosome-associated membrane glycoprotein 3
Exons: 7
Coding region: 153-905 (250 amino acids)
Cellular component (GO): membrane
Source: RefSeq, a predicted model, not a curated record
UGCCGCAGAGAGGCUAACCUUUCAGCUGACUUGUUGCUGCUGUGGUCUCAGGACCUCCGUUCAGACGCAGAGCUGCUCUCACAUUUAAAAGAAUCAAACCACAGCUGCACUUCCUAUCUGCUGUCAUUUACCGACACCGCUCUGCUAAAAGCAUGCUGCCAAAGACACAUAAACGCAGAUGGAUUCUUUGCUUUUUCGUUGCUUUCCUUCCAGGUCUCCACCUCCAGAGGAUCGGCGGCUCCACUGUGUUGGACUCUGAGGCUCAGUUCUACAGACCCGUUCUUCAACAGCGAGAGACCGUUCCCACGGCUGGAAGCUACACGCUGCGGGACUUGGCCGGGAGGCCGUGCAUCAAGGCCGUCAUGGGAGCAGAGUACAUUGUGAUCGAAAAUAAGACAAACUGGUAUUUCAACCUUGAUCCGUCCAGGGUUGAGCUGAGAGGUAAAUGCAACAAAGACGAAGCCCUUCUCUCUCUCAUGCUGCCAGAUAAUUCUGCAAGUCUGGAUUUCACCUUCAAAAAGGACAAAGAUUAUUUCUAUGUCACCAAACUGGCUGCCCGGUUGUUCCCUCUGCCUGUUUGCGAAGGAUGUCCCAAUAAGACGUAUUCUGGGUUUCUAUCCAACGAGACGCUCUUCAGGACAGCGAAUGAUCAGAGCUUCAGGUGCACCUCGGAGUCGCUCCUUCAAGUUUCACCUGAGCUGCGGAUCAAGUUGGUUCCUCUGCAGAUGCAGGCCUUUGGUGUUCCCAAUGGGCAGUUUGGCAAAGAGAAUGAGUGCUGGGCGGAUUUCAACCGGAGAGCAGUUCCCAUCAUCAUUGGGUCCGUCGCUGUGGGACUCAUGCUGAGCUUUGUGCUCAGCUUCCUGUUCAUCAGAGAUCGCCAAAGACCAGGAUAUGAAAGACUCUGAUAAUUACCGUACUUUGUUGGUUCACCCUCAGAAAAGCCUGAAUGUAUAAUAAUGUUGUACUUUUUUUACCUCUCUAAAUGUGUGACUUUUAAACUGAAGGUGUACGGUUUAUAUCUUUUUAUUUGCUUUUAUGUUUCUCUCCUUGCGUGAAGCCUUAUAGUUAUCAUUGUGAAUAUUGUGAUAAAUUUAAGUGUUGAGCAUUAAGAUAUUGCCUCAUAUAAAGCAUAUUCUCUCUGAUGAGAGAAGAACAUAUUUAGGAUCGUUAAAAUUAAAACCAAAUUCACUUCUGGAAACUAUUGUAUAGAAAUAAGAAUAUUAAGCAAAACAAUGCAAAGAGAAAUCAAUGUUUACUCUCCCUGUUGGGAACUAGAUCAGACGACGGUAGGCUGCACUGGAGUCUGUAGUUGAAAUAAUUCCCAUAAAACCCUAAGGAGUACACAUUGUGCACUGUGAAGUGAUUUAAAACCGGAAUGAAAGACCUUCAGGGACAUUUAAAAGUACGUCAACUGCAUUUGGGAGCUUUUCUGCAGUAUUUGUGAAAGAAACGACAGUACAGCUGGAUCUGGGUUAGGUUUUUAAUUAAGGUCAUGCUCUCCAGGAGGGGCGGGGUCCGAUCUUCUAACAUGUUUUCUUUCUGGAUUGCCCAGUAUGUAGUUUCGUCCAUCUUCCCAUCAACUCAGACCAUGAGGUCCCAACAGGCCAUGAGGUCGCCACCGCUACGUAACACCGUGGUGUUUGAUUGACUCCACACCCUCAAACUUCUGUAACAUUAUAAUAAUUACACUAUCACAUCAUUCAGGUUAACGAAAGGCUUUUGCCAAUUCUGGAAAGCUAAAAAUAACGGCAGUGGCAUAAUGUAUGAAUGAUUUUUGAGCAUUUACGCCAUAAUUAUUUUCCUAUUUUUACAAUAAAACUAUAAAGAGGUUGAAUUAGUAUUAAGCAGGGGGGCUAGAUGUAGUGCUGGUCACUCUGAACAAAAAUACUCCUGAAAUCAGGAUUUCUUUUCUAAAUUUAAAGGGAUUUAUAAUACAAUCAUUUUGAAAGCACAGAACAGAGGAAACACGGCAUUUAUGCUCCAGCUUUCAGGCAGCUGCCCAACCAAGACUAGAUUUAAUCCACAAUUUAUAAGUAUAUUUGUUUAUUUAUUUUCUGCAUCAUCAAUUGUCUUCUGGUUAUCCAUGACUGAGUACAAGGUCAUGGAGAAACACCUCUGGCGGAUUCUGGGCGAUUUAUGUUAUUAUAUUUAUUUAAGAUGUUAAAAUUUUCUGUACAUGAUUGUGUGUCGAACAGGUCCAGUAGUAUUUUUAACUUUCAACAAUAAAUAAAUAAAUAUA